AUGCACGAUGGUAGGUUUUACGCGAAGAAGGAGAGAACCGAAGAAGCCAGGCCAGAAUCUGCUGUGUAUGAGGAUGUUUCUGAUUUGGCAAGACGGACGAAGGUGUUUUGUGUCCGGGUUUGUGUGCACGUGUCUGCGGCAGCGGUUUGGCGAUGCCUGCUGUCAUCUUGCGCUCGCGCGGUGUCUUGGGGCAGCAAGUAUGGGUAUACGAAGGAGGCAGAAUGCCAUGGGCUGGUUAUGGGUGAUUCUCGCUGUGCAGCGGAGGGCAGGAGUGGGGAGAGGCGAGAGCGAGUUGCUUGA
Eimeria mitis is the source of this 300-nucleotide messenger RNA. RefSeq lists its product as uncharacterized. Lineage: Eukaryota; Apicomplexa; Conoidasida; Eucoccidiorida; Eimeriidae. The record is from RefSeq and is a predicted model, not a curated record. The transcript has 4 exons. Bases 1 to 300 code for a protein of 99 amino acids.